AUGAUCUCGGACUGCGUCAGGUCAUUUCUCGCUUGCACACAACAGAAGAUCAUGUCGAGAGUUGAGGCAUUUAGGGAUACAAACCUCCGCUCUCUGCUGAGGGAGCUACGAACUGACAUUGCGAUGGCUGUGGAUGACCCUUUCCCCCUCGUCUAUGGUUUGGCGGACAAAAACAUAAUCACGGAGCAAUUUCUGAAGGACACCCUAGAAAAAGAGUCUAGAGAAGGGAUCCAUAAGGCCAUGUACUCCCUGGUGUCCUGGGUGUUGGAGCAGAGCAGAUCCACUGUCCAGGCCUUCCUGAACAACUUAUCCAAAGAAUAUAAUCUGGACAGUUACCCCAGACUACAGACACUGCUCACUAACUUGGUUUCCCGUAAGGAGACUGCAGGUUCCAAACAUGAAAAUAGACCAUCUGGAGGUCACAAAGUGCCACACAGUAAGAAGAGGAGCCAUGCGGACCGAGAGCGGUCGCAGUAUCAUGCCAAGACCACUGAUGGAGAAGGAAGUAAAGUGAAGCUCUACAAAGUGAAGAGUGAAACUCUGGGCUCCCAGCUGCCAUCCAAAAACAGUAUACAAACACCACCUUCCUCAAUCCAGAGAGGAAUCCCCCAGCCCGCUUCUUCCUCCUCCUCCUUGGCUCCCCCCACAGAACCCUCAGCCAGCCAUGAAGCCAGAGAAAAGGUCCAUGUUAAGCAGGUGUAUGGCUUCGAAGGGUCCACCAGAGAGUCCAUUAAGGCUGGUGGGGGUCCAUCACUGGAGACAAAUUCAGCGAAGUCUGCUAAAAGCACAUUUCACCACCAGGGGGAGACAGCCACAAGCAUGAUUCAUUACAAUGAUGAUGAGUGUGCACUGUGUAAGGAUGGAGGGGAGCUGAUUUGCUGUGACGGCUGUCCUCGAGCUUUUCAUCUGGCUUGCCUUGUCCCUCCACUCACGUCAAUACCAAGUGGCUCUUGGCAGUGUGAGUGGUGCCGUGGACACAGAGUGAAAAAAGAAAAUGCACAACUACCCUUACAAGCACUCUCAGCUCAGCCUCAGCAAACAAACACAGUCGCCAGUAACUCCAUCACCGAUGUCUCAUUCUACUCCUCGCUGCCGUCCUCCCUCACAAGCGUCACGACGACGAUGAAUGCAUCAGGUGGCAGAAACCAGUGCUCAGGCGGAGAGCUGGCCGGCGGAAGGGAGGUGUGUGGUGUUUGUCACCUCGGAGGAGGAGAUUUGACUCACUGCCUUCAGUGUCUGGAGCAUUUCCACGUGCACUGCCACUUUUCCAAAGGGAGGCCUAUCUGCCUGUCCUGCUCCAGACUGUGGGGCAGCUCUGCUGAGAAAGAGGCUGAAUCCAGAGGUGGACAGCUUGCUCCGCUGGUUCAAAACAGACUUGGUCACGAUCAAAGUGCCUCCCUCUCUGAGCCCGUGCUCCAUAAAGAUGAACUGGACUCCAUCCUGGGAGACAGCUCCAUUGAUGGCAUCCUGCAGUGGGCUUUCCACAACAUGUCUCGGCCUCUUCCAGGCUCUCAGGGAUGCUAUCAGUGA
Archocentrus centrarchus (flier cichlid) is the source of this 1530-nucleotide messenger RNA. It is a transcript of the gene aire, whose product is annotated as autoimmune regulator. The record is from RefSeq and is a predicted model, not a curated record. The transcript has 13 exons. NCBI's taxonomy places the organism in Eukaryota, Metazoa, Chordata, Actinopteri, Cichliformes, Cichlidae. Gene Ontology annotation, molecular function: DNA-binding transcription factor activity, RNA polymerase II-specific; DNA binding; translation regulator activity. The coding region runs from base 1 to 1530 and encodes 509 amino acids. Gene Ontology annotation, biological process: regulation of transcription by RNA polymerase II; humoral immune response. Gene Ontology annotation, cellular component: cytoplasm; nucleus.